AUUUUCUUCAUCAAAAUUGUAUUCGCCGCCUCGGCUUUCUUCCAGAGAAUAGAUCUCGGCAACCCUUCGCUUGGCUUUCUCCUCCGCUCAGAUGGCGUCCUUCAGCGAAGCUCCUCCGGGAAAUCGCGACAGUGGAGAGAAGAUCUUCAAGAUGAAAUGCGCUCAGUGUCACACCGUCGAUAAAGGCGCCGGCCACAAGCAAGGACCCAACUUGAAUGGACUGUUUGGCAGACAAUCUGGAACAACUCCUGGUUACUCUUACUCUGCUGCAAACAAAAACAUGGCUGUCAUGUGGGAAGAGAAGUCACUAUACGACUACUUGCUCAACCCCAAGAAGUAUAUUCCUGGAACAAAGAUGGUUUUCCCUGGACUAAAGAAGCCUCAGGAUCGGAGUGAUCUCAUAGCUUAUCUCAAGGAGUCAACAAAGGCUUGAUAGCCAAACAAAAGGAUUUUUUUGAGCAGCAAAUGAUUGGAUUAUGCAACUUGCUCCCUAUUUCCAUUCUUUUUUUUUGUGGAUGUUUACUUGCCAAAUAAUAUUUGAUGAACCUUUGUCAUCUUCUGGUUGAGGUAAUGGCCAGUUGAAAAGCCUAGAGUAUUUUGUGACAUCAAACUUUGAUACUGGACAUGUUUUAUCUACUACUUUACCAGUUUUUUUAGGGGGAAGCCCCCAUAUUCCCUUAACUUUGGUCAAGACCCUUUUAGUUUAUCAUAAUUUAUAUUCUUCACUAUUGUGAAUAUAUUUGCCCAACUCAU
This is a messenger RNA of Cuscuta campestris, 753 nucleotides long. The record is from the annotation of a GenBank genome assembly. Lineage: Eukaryota; Viridiplantae; Streptophyta; Magnoliopsida; Solanales; Convolvulaceae.